Molecule: messenger RNA, 977 nt
Organism: Orbicella faveolata
Lineage: Eukaryota; Metazoa; Cnidaria; Anthozoa; Scleractinia; Merulinidae
Source: RefSeq, a predicted model, not a curated record
CCCCAAAAUAUAGAAAGUUAGACUAAAAUAAAAAUAAAAAUGCCUCAAAAAAAUCACGCGCACGCUUACCAUGUUUGUGGAGCAUGGGAUUACCCAUGAGGGCUAAGCCGAUGAAACCUCUCGAACUGUUUUAUCCAAUGAUCCAGUUUUCAAUAAAAUCGUAUACACCCUGCGGAACCGAUGAUAAAGGUCAACUAACUAACGUGCGUAACUCAAAGGGGGAAAUUAAAGGAACGCUCUAACCACACAUUGGAGGUGACGGAACUGGGUUUCUUUAUUCUGUUACGAUUGUCCCUUUCAAUAAAACUAUUUUCUAACUGCUCAUUAUGUCUUUACCUGCAGAUAUAAGAAAUACAACCGAUGCAAGGGACCAACUUGAUAAUCAAGCCGGGUUGUCGUUGAGCCCAGAAAAUGCGGCAAGAGAGCUUGGGUUCUCUGAGGAAGCAAAACCUUGUGAUAUGAAAAGCGAAAAUCAGAGGCGGGAAACAGAUCAGUCUUCGAGACAGGAGUGUGGAUAUGCCAUGUUGACUCCUCGUACAAUGAUGCUGCCAGGGGAUAGUUCCUAUGCAUCGCUGGUGAAAUCUAAAGAAGGAGACUGUACCGAUGAAUCUUCUGUGGCCGCUUCUCCUUUGCUGCAACACGAUGACGAACAUCAUGAUCAGCUACCCACAUACGUCAAUGUACGUUUGGCAAACUAUGCGAAUAUGUAAAUCGCUGGAUGAAGAGAUAAAGUGAUGACAUUAGUAGUCGAUACUUGCCUUGGGUUCCGCUCGAAUUCGUGGUAGUGAUUAAGAGAUAUUAGCUUAGAUAAUGGCCAAUUGAUGCUAAUGCGUUUUCAGUCAUGCAUUAAGUUAAUUGAAUUAAGUUAAGUUAAUCAAGGAAACUAGACAAACAAUUGAAUGACUCAGUCAGUGUUAAUGGCGCCGAUGUUGAGAAAUCUCGAAAUUUAAACAUUUUCAGAAACACUUCCACCUAAA